AAUCUAUUUAAAAUCUGUUAUUUAUGAACGUGAAGAAUAUGUCCCGUAAUCCUUUUGUGUAUUUUAUAUCAAUCGAGCCAAUCGACGCAAAAUACACUUAUUCUUACAGAAAAAUAAGUAGCAAAAUUGAAGUCAAGUUCAAGAUACUUGUGAUCGCUGCGAUUCAAAGAUGGCGCGCGCGAGCGCAUGAUGCUCGAUCACGGGCGCGUGGUGGCGCCAGCGGCGCAGGUAUAAGAACCGCGUCCAUGAAGCGGCAUACUUCAGUAGUGUGGGUGAUCGUAGUGGGAGUAGGGUGGCUCCGCGCGCGGUCGCACCGCGAAACCCUGCUCCUCGGCCACGGAACGUCCACUCGUUUUCACAUCUCGUGCGAAAACAUGGCGGCCAGCGACGAUGAGCCGAUGCAUCUCUACGAGGUCUUUCAGAACUGCUUCAACAAGAUCGCCAACAAGCAGCCUGAAAAGCCAGGCUUUCAGACACCGUAUGGUUCCACGUUAGACAACGGAAUGGCGUAUGUCAGUGGUGCAUUCGGUCCUACGGCGGGUGGACCGGGCGGGGGGCCGGGUGGGGGUGGCGGGGGCGGUGGCGGGGGCGGUGGUGGCGUCGAGGGUGCCACAUACUCCCCCGACUCGCCGUAUUUUCCGUUCGCGCCCACCAGGGGUGUACCGGUCACUGUGAGUACUCCCACCCCCGUAGUGAAUCCAGCGACCCCCGUUGGUACCAAUGGCGCACGGUUACCUAAUCCUACUGGCGGUGCCGCAACUGUGAAGAGGAAGAAGGAUAAUCUCGACGGAACGGAAGGAGAAGUAGUGGCGACGCAACAUUGGUGAGACUCGAGCCUGCUAGCAGUGUCGCAUGGGUCGUUCCAUGUGUCGUAUUAUUAUCUCUUGUGUGAGUAUCAAAGGACUUUCAAUGCGAUUUCUACCAAUACUUAGCGCGUAUCAUUUUACUUCCGCAAUUAAUAAUUCGCAUAAAGAAAUAACGGUUACUCAUUGAAGCUAGCGCUCCUAGUAUUAUUUGUCUCCUUACAGCGGUGGAUGAAACGAUAGAAGGUAGAAAUUAUUGAAUAAUUUACUUACGGGCAGUAUAAUUAUUUCCUCAUCGCUGCUCGAAUUCGAAUUUAUUUCACAUCGCGGUUUAAAUUUUUUAAUGACCUAAAUUCGUUUACUAUUUUUAGAUUGAGACCCACCGAAGUAAUAUGUGGAUUUCACUAAGCGUGUUGUAUCGUGCGAUGUCGGAGUGAAAUUACCGAAAUUAUUUUUGAAUUAUUUUUGAAUUUAAUUACAAAAUAUAUAACGCGUAUA
Molecule: messenger RNA, 1301 nt
Organism: Pogonomyrmex barbatus (red harvester ant)
Lineage: Eukaryota; Metazoa; Arthropoda; Insecta; Hymenoptera; Formicidae
Source: RefSeq, a predicted model, not a curated record